This is a messenger RNA of Triticum turgidum subsp. durum (durum wheat), 654 nucleotides long. The record is from the annotation of a GenBank genome assembly. Lineage: Eukaryota; Viridiplantae; Streptophyta; Magnoliopsida; Poales; Poaceae.
AUGUUCGACCUUGAGCUCCUCGGCGCCAUCGACUCCGCGAUCAAGUCCCGCAACAAGGACGACGGCGCGCCCCCCACCGAGCUCCAGUGUCUCCUCGCUAAGAUAGAGGACACCGGGGAUUACUUUCCCUUUGAAAUCUCUGAAAAUAAGUGUCGUGUCAGCAUUACACUUACAAGAACUUUAAAGGGCGAGAAGAUUGAGGUUGUGGCAUCAAAGCCCUGCUUGGACGACGACGAGAACAACUCCUCAUGCACCUCACAUGAGGAUGUAGAAUUGUCUUCGGCAUCCUCGAACGAGAAUCUAGAAGAAGACGGUGGCCAGAAGAACAAAUUAAGAUCUACCAUCAACCUAGAAGUCACCAUCUCCAAGGGCGAUGGCUCAAAGCUUGCGUUCACCUGCUUCGCGUAUCCCGACAAUAUCACCAUCCAUUCCAUGUGCAUGUUGUCGCGGACAGCUAAAGAUGAUGUUCAGGCUACAUAUUACGAGUUCGAUAAGCUCGAUGAGAACCUGCAGAAGUCAUUCGUGAAGUAUCUGGACCUGCGCGGGGUCACGCCAACGACGACAAACUUGUUGUGUGGGUACAUGAGCAGCAAGGUCCAGUCCAAGGAUCUUCUGAUGCUGACCAAGCUGCAGGAUUUCGUCAAGAAAGACUGA